This is a messenger RNA of Wyeomyia smithii (pitcher-plant mosquito), 2530 nucleotides long. RefSeq names its product transcription factor grauzone-like. Gene Ontology annotation, molecular function: zinc ion binding. The record is from RefSeq and is a predicted model, not a curated record. Bases 153 to 2348 code for a protein of 731 amino acids. Gene Ontology annotation, cellular component: nucleus. The transcript has 4 exons. NCBI's taxonomy places the organism in Eukaryota, Metazoa, Arthropoda, Insecta, Diptera, Culicidae.
GUUUCACUGUGACAGCGAAUUAUUUUGAUUCAUGUUUGCUUUCCUGGUGCUCCAGUAUGUCUGCUUUUAUUGGGUUAAGAAUUUAUUGCUUUAUCUCUGCCGUUUAGUGUGCAAUUAGUUUGGAACUUUACAAUAAGAGAAACCAGGGGAAAAUGGACAGUGAAAGCUUGUCGGAUUGUUUCACCUGUCUGCGUCGGACGGAUAACUUCCUACGUAUCUGUGAUGAAUCUAACACCGAAUGUGUGGAUCUGGUUCUAGCGAGACAUUUUUGGUUUGAUGAGAGCGAUUUUGAACUGUCGGUGCUGUGCACCAGCUGCUGGGAGAAAAUCGACGAGUUUCACAAGUUCUACUGCAAGGUAGCUGAGGUGCACAACUGGGAACUUCAGACCAAAGCGUACGUGAAGAAGGACACUGAAACAAAAAAUGGUCUCGGUAGUGGGAAAAGAGUGGAGGAGGAGAAAAUUGAAACUUCGAACGAUUUCUUCCCUGUUCCGUUGGAGGUAAAGGUUGAAAGCAUACAGCUUGAGCAAAUUGAGGAGCAGCAAGUAUUUCCCAUUGAGCAGGAGCAGUUGAAAAUGGAGUGCGACAGCGAAGAGGCCGAAGAAGGGAGUGAUGGGAAUGAUAAUCAAAAAGAUGCCGAUUUUGAGGAGGCUGAGCAGGAAGAUGAGUCCGAGGAAGAAUCGUCCAAGCCUCUCUCGGCACGAGUUCGUCGUACUGCGACUAAAAGCAGCACUCGGCGUCGCUUGCGAAAGUCCGUCUGCGCGGCUGACAAGGAUGAACUGAUAAGAAAACAUUGGGACAAACUAGCGUGCGUUCUGUGUUCAGAACUGUACGCUACGUUCAGCCUGCUGGAGAAGCACUGCUACAAAAAGCACAACACCCUGCCAGAGGUGCUGUGCUGCAACCGAAAGUAUCAACGGCAGGUUAACCUGUACGAGCACUUGAGGCGGCAUAAGACGCUGCACAAGUUCUACUGUAAGGAGUGCGAUCGUAGCUUCAAAAAUGCCGAUGGGCUUGCCAUGCAUAAAAUGCUCAAUCACACGCCGGAGGAGGAGAAAAAGUUCCACUGUAAUCAGUGUGGCAAGGCGUUUGCGGCGGAAAUUUUGCUCACCAGUCAUCUGAAUUGGCACGCUACUGUUGAGCCGAAGAAUAUCGUUUGUGAAAAGUGCAACAAGUACUUUACCAAUAGCAAACGUUUGGAGGAACAUCUGGCUACGCAUCAUCUGGAGCAAACGAAUGCAGAUGCCGUUAAUGUGGUGGAUGGGGAUAAAAAUUCACAGCAGCCAGAUGAACAAUCGGCGGAGCUACGAAUGGAUUUAGAGGGCGACGCCGGUAAUGAGAAUUCCACGAUUCGAAAACCAUGUGAGCCGCUGAAACCAUUCCAUCGAAAGUCCCCCGAAGAGUUGGCCAAAGAGGAUGAGCUGAUCCGGAAGUACUGUACCCUGAACUGCGAGCAGUGCAGUUUUUCGGCCGAAACCUUCAGCAAGCUAGAGGUGCACUACAAACAUGCCCACGACGAGCGGCGGGGUUAUGCGACGUGUUGCUUUCGCAAGUUUAGCAAAAGAAGUCGAUUGUUCGAGCAUGUUUGUGUGCAUGAGAAUCCUAAUCACUUCAAGUGCGAGAUCUGCGCGAAAACGUUCCAAAACAGUUUCGGGUUGACUAAUCACAUGAUGUGGAAGCAUACUCCCGACUCGGAGAAGCCCUUCAAUUGCGAUAUCUGUGGGAGCCGGUUCUGGAAGGAUUAUUUGCUCAAGCAGCACAUGGAAUAUCAUCUGGCGCUGGAGGAGAAAAAAUUCGCCUGUAAGGAAUGCGAUCGGUAUUUUGGAACUAAUCUUCUGCUGAAAUCGCACGAACAAACGGUACACGGGUUGAGUGCCAGCUGGGUGUGCGACAUUUGUGCCAAGGGAUUUCCACUGAAAUCAGCCUUGGAGUUCCAUCGCCAGCAGCACACUCAGGAGGGUCGAGCAGCUAUGAAGGCGCAAUGUGAUUGUUGUUACGUGUGGCUAAAAAACAGUCGCAGCUUGCAGAGCCACCGGAAGCGGUGCAAGUCCACUCCGGUUAGCUGUGAGUUGUGUGGAAAGGCGUGCUCCAACACCCAGUCGCUGCAAAGUCACAAGCGCUUCGUCCAUUCCGGUGGGCCACGCUUUUCGUGCUCUUUUUGCGCGAAACCGUUCAAACGGAUGCUUCGGCUAAAGGAACACGAGGCCGGCCACACCGGAGAGCUGCUGUACAAGUGUGAAUACUGCCCGCGGACCUGCAACUCGAGCUCGAACAUGUAUACCCAUAAAAAGGUGGCUCAUCCGGAGCAGUGGGCGGAAAAAAUGACGAGGCGAUUCCAUCAGCGGUGAAGCUGGUACAUUAGUUAUCCUAUUCCUACUAUAGUUCGUUAUAGUUUACACACUGUGAAAUAUACUCAUAUAAUGCAGUUUUUCCUUGUGGUUAAUGAAAUUUGCUUUUGAGAUGUGUGCCAUAUAAAAAUAUGUACGGCAAAGUAAUCUUCGGUAAUAAAUUUAGUAUGGCAAGCGAGACA